UCUAUUCAGUCAGUUCUUGGCAAUCAUCGCGGUGUGGGUAUAGCUCGAAUUUUGCAGUUAACGUAAAUAAGUUUGGUAAAAAUAUAUUAAAGGACUUUAUUCAGUAUUUUACCAGAUUCAAUCAUGCCAUACAAAGUCGCUGAUAUUAAACUCGCAGAAUGGGGCAGAAAGGCUAUUAUCAUUGCGGAAAACGAAAUGCCUGGACUGAUGGCCUGCAGAAAGAAGUACGGUCCCUCUAAGAUUUUAAAGGGGGCACGUAUUGCGGGCUGCCUUCAUAUGACAGUACAAACAGCAGUGCUGAUAGAAACGCUCGUAGAACUUGGUGCUGAGGUACAAUGGUCCAGCUGUAACAUAUUCAGUACUCAAGACCAUGCUGCUGCAGCAAUAGCCGCAGCUGGCAUACCAGUGUUCGCAUGGAAGGGCGAAACUGAUGAGGAAUAUAAUUGGUGCAUUGAACAAACUCUAGUAUUCGCUGAUGGUAAACCUCUUAACAUGAUUUUAGAUGAUGGCGGUGACUUAACAAAUUUGGUGCAUGAUAAAUACCCACAAUACCUAAAGGACAUUAAAGGCUUGAGUGAAGAAACCACAACUGGUGUACAUAAUUUGUAUAAAAUGUUCAAGGAUGGACGUUUAGGAGUACCUGCAAUUAAUGUUAAUGAUUCUGUUACAAAGAGCAAAUUCGAUAAUUUAUAUGGCUGCCGCGAAUCUUUAAUUGAUGGUAUUAAACGUGCCACAGAUGUUAUGAUUGCAGGAAAAGUUUGCUGCGUUGCUGGUUAUGGUGAUGUUGGCAAAGGUUGUGCUCAAGCAUUAAAAGGAUUCGGUGGUCGCGUCAUUAUUACUGAAAUUGAUCCCAUCAAUGCUUUACAAGCUGCUAUGGAAGGCUAUGAAGUUACCACCAUGGAAGAAGCUAGUAAAGAAGCAACUAUAUUUGUCACUACUACUGGUUGCGAGGACAUUAUUACUAGUGCACAUUUUCUAAAUAUGAAUGACGAUUCUAUCGUUUGUAAUAUUGGUCAUUUUGAUUGCGAAAUUGAUGUUGCGUGGUUAAAUGCCAAUGCCAAGGAAAAAAUCAACGUUAAACCUCAAGUUGAUCGUUAUACACUGUCAAAUGGACGUCAUAUUAUACUGCUAGCUGAAGGCCGUUUGGUGAAUUUGGGUUGUGCACAUGGACAUCCCAGUUUCGUUAUGUCCAACUCUUUUACUAAUCAAGUACUUGCACAGAUCGAACUUUGGACAAAAGCUGAAAAAUAUUCAAUCGGUGUACAUAUGUUACCAAAAAUUUUGGACGAAGAAGUUGCUAGUUUGCAUUUGGAAAAAUUGGGCGUUAAACUUACCAAACUCACAGACAAACAAUCUAAAUACUUGGGUGUACCAAAAACUGGUCCCUUCAAACCCGAUCACUAUAGAUAUUAGUGAUUUUGUUUAUAAAAUUUUUUAGUUAUUUUAAUAAAAAAAAAUAAAAGCUAAAAA
Teleopsis dalmanni is the source of this 1470-nucleotide messenger RNA. It is a transcript of the gene Ahcy, whose product is annotated as adenosylhomocysteinase. Gene Ontology annotation, molecular function: adenosylhomocysteinase activity. The record is from RefSeq and is a predicted model, not a curated record. Lineage: Eukaryota; Metazoa; Arthropoda; Insecta; Diptera; Diopsidae. Gene Ontology annotation, biological process: L-methionine cycle. Bases 124 to 1413 code for a protein of 429 amino acids. The transcript has 5 exons. Gene Ontology annotation, cellular component: cytosol.